GCAGCUCCGGUUGGACGAGUGUCUGUUGUUGUCACAGAUAUUUGUUUCCGAGUAUUGGCGGAAUAUUACCGUAGUAUCUACCGAGUAUCGCUCCUUGGCGUGUGUAGUUUUCUGGGAAACUCUUUAAAUUGUCUGUGGACCACAAACAUGGCGUCUCCACCGUGAACUCCUCGUUUUGUGUCCGAGUUGAAACAUGAGCGGGUGAGGAGCUCCACAGCCGAUAUGCCAGCUGACGACAAGGUUGCCAUCCUGACGGACGAUGAGGAGGAGCAGAAGAGGAAGUACGUGUUGGCGGAGGCGUUCACCACUCGGUCAGUGGAGCCGGACGUCUCCACGCUGCCUGUGGCCCCCCCGGCCGACCAGCCCCCGGCCUCGCAGCCCGACUCCAUCAACUGCUGCCAGAGGAUGUGCCUCCGCAUCAACAGCCACCUGCUCAUCUCCAAGGUCUUCUACUUCUUCUUCUACGCCGCCUACGGCUCGCUGCACCCCCUGCUGCCAAUCUACUACAAGCAGCUGGGCAUGUCGGCCAGCCGCAGCGGGCUGCUCGUCGGCAUCCGCUACUUCAUCGAGUUCUGCAGCGCCCCCUUCUGGGGCGUGGUGGCUGACCGCUUCAAGAAGGGGAAGGUCCUCCUGCUGUUCUCGGUGUUCUGCUGGUUGGUGUUCAACUGCGGCAUCGGCUUCGUCAAACCAGCAGAGAUGACAUGCGAGGAGAAGGAUGUCGCUGUGUCCACGCCGGUGACGCCCGGGAUGACGACGGCGCUCCCUCAUGGUAACUUCACACAACCCAGCAACUCCACCAACCACACCAGGCGGCGCCGGGGGUUCCUCGACCUUCCUGAACUCCUCCACUUCAGCGUGCUCCACAGGUACGAACGAAACGCCGACGCCAACGCCACCGUGGCGCCCCCCUUUGAGCCGACUAACACCACCCAGCUCGGAGCAAACUCCACCCAACCCACCACCGCCAUCGUGACCACCACCCCCUCUGCCGCCCCGACUACAGCCAAGGAGUACCAGAUCGCCUACAACCAGGACCAGGUGCAGACCAUCUUCCUGCUCAUCCUCCUCGUCAUCAUCGUGGGCGAAUUCUUCAGCGCCCCCGCCGUCACCAUCGUGGACACCAUCACCCUGCAGUACCUCGGCAAAGCCCGCGACCGCUACGGCCUGCAGAGGAUGUGGGGCUCUCUGGGCUGGGGUCUGGCCAUGCUGCUGGUGGGCAUCUGGAUCGACCACACACACGUCAAGCCCAUGAUCGACGUCAUCGGCUGCGUCCUGCCCGACUACCGGCUGCACAACUACCAGAUCGCUUUCAUCGUCUUUGGCGUGCUAAUGAGUUUGGCGUUUGUUGUCGCCACUCAGUUUCACUUUGAACAGGGCGACGAGUCCCGACAGGAGCCUCCAGAGGGGGCGGGGGAGCGGACGCCAGAGUCCGGCUCCCCGGGCCGGAGCAGCCCCGAUGGCGCUCAGGAGUUCCACUACAGCGACCUCCUGAAGCUGCUGUGCACCGUGCGAUACGGCUCCGUGCUGUUCGUGGCCUGGUUCAUGGGCUUCGGCUACGGCUUCGUCUUCAGCUUCCUCUACUGGCACCUGGAGGACCUGAAGGGGACGACCACGCUGUUCGGCGUCUGCUCCGUCCUGAGUCACAUCUCUGAGCUCGCCGCUUACUUCACCAGCCACAAGUUCAUCGAGCUGGUCGGACACGUCAGAGUGCUCUACAUCGGCCUGGCCUGCAACACGGCUCGGUACCUCUACAUCUCCUAUCUGGAGAACGCCUGGGUCGUCCUGCCCAUGGAGGUCCUUCAAGGUGUGACCCACGCCUCGGUUUGGGCAGCUUGCAUCUCCUUCCUGAGCGCUGCCGUGCCGCCGGCGCUCAGGACGUCUGCGCAGGGAAUCCUGCAGGGCCUUCACCUCGGCCUGGGCCGGGGCUGCGGAGCCAUGGUGGGAGGAGUGUUCGUCAAUUAUUUCGGAGCUGCAGAGACGUUCCGAGGAAUCGGCAUGGCCUCCCUCGUCAUCCUCCUCAUCUUCUCCUUCAUCCAGUUUCUGAGCGGAGAUUCGGAGGGGAAAGAGGACAAAAUGUUAGCGGAGAACAUCCCGGUUCCCUCCAGCCCGGUCCCCAUCGCCACCAUCGACCUGGUCCAGAGCCAGAGCGAGGUCGGUAGCCCGGCCCACCUGGCCGCCGUCUUACCCUUGAAGAAGACCAAGCACCAGGAGGAUCAGGAGGACGUGACGCAGCCGGCGUGGGUGCUCUCCGGCGCCCCCUGGGUCACCAUCGCAUUCGCCAUCUUCCAGAUCAAAGAGAUGAUGAAGAUUGCGAAGAGCAGCGGACCACCACCAGAGGCGGACCCACUGCAGGUACUUAAUGAUGGGGCGUCGGCUGAGGAGGUGGCGUCAUCACAGGAACACUCAAUCGACGACGGCACCGAUCCGCCACCGGCCAUCUCCGAACCAAACGCCGCCCACCCGGUUGAAGACCACACGCACUCACCCUCAGACAGAGGAGGGCCUCAUGAGUACCCAGCGUUCACAGUGGAAACCACAGACUGACCUGAAACUUUUUAAUUUACUCACUGAGCUUUGAACUCUGCGUGUUUUUAGAACUGCAAAAAUAUCCGUCAUAACAAGUCGCUUAACAAAGGUGUGGUGGAAUCAUUCCACUGUAGGUGCAACAUUAUAUUUAAAAUAAUUUAAAAAUGCAGUCGUUUCCAAAUCAAGGUGGACAUAUUAUAACCCUACAAUUAAUUUAUAAAAACGGUUUUAAGCCUAAGACUUGUUUUAAUGGGUUGUUUUUGCAGAGGGGACUUUAGUUAAUAUGUUUAUAUACAAUAAAAAGAGGUGCGCUUGGUGGCGUUUGCUCGUCCAGGGAAAGCAAAUCCAACGCACCUCUGGGCUCUGUGCACUAUAUUCUGAGUUAAACUGUCCUUUACCGCUGGAGUGUGGAGGAGAAUCCUUCAAGUUAAACCAUGUGCCUCUUGGUAAGUUAUUUUGUGACUUUAUUCUCACGGGAAGUGAUGAAAUCUGACAGAAUUUAAAAGAAGUGAACUUCACUUACAUAUUGUUGUUAUUUUCCAUGUAUUUACACAGAGGUUCCCAAGUCGACUCACUGACAUUUUUCACUCUGGCAGGAAACUUUCUAGAAAACGACUCUCAGCAACUCGUACUUCAAAACGAAAAUCCUUAAAGAAAUCGAAUCAAAAACAGGUUUUUAUUUAUGGAUAGAAUCUUUUUACCAAACAAAUGUACUUUUCUCAGUUUUUCUUCUCCCUCGAUACAAGCGGGAGGCGAAACAAAGAGAACUUCACCUAAUCAUUAUGUUUACACCCUUAUUUAAAACCCAGACAGUUGUUCAGGAUUCAAACUAAACUCAGGAUUCAAACUAAACUCCUGCAGGUGUUGACAAGUCCUCAGAACAACUUGUUUUUAGCUGUUGGCCGUCGUGUUAGGGUUUAAAUCCUUUAGUGUGUGAUUGCAGCUUCCAAACGUUUCACCUCUUCUGUCCAAACAUAAAACAGGACUGUGGUGAUGGAAACGCAUCUCUACGACUGCUGCUUGUGCGUCUGAGUCUCAUUUCUGUGUAUUGAACGUUGUGCUGUGGUGCAUGGUUUGGGAACCUCUGUUAUAUUCAAGGAAAAAACAUAUAAUGAAACAUGAGGGACCAUAAAGAAGAAUCAUCUGCCUCAGAUAUCAUCACUUCUCUUGUGUUUAUGAAUUCUGAGCGUCGGAUGAAUUGCUGACGUUCUGAUGCUGUAUAUUUGUAUUUUCCUGAGGAGCACACUGGUGAAGAAGUGCCUCUUUUUAACACUGUUCGCUUAUUUAAUCAUCAUCGUUGUCUUAACUUAUUAUUACAAGAUGUCGGGCAGAGAUCCCUUUACUGUAAAACGCACUGUCAGGGUUUUCUGAAGGUCGAUUCCACUGCUUUUGUAUUGAAACUGCCAAUAACUGACACAUUCUGCACCUGCUGUGUUUGACUUUCAUGCCAAAUAAUUCCCAGUAUUCAGUGUUUUUUGAGUCGGAAAGUUUAAGGAGUGAAGAAAUCCUGCUCACUGUAAUAUGGAUGAUUAAUUAAAGGACAUUUUGGGGAAAGAAAAA
This is a messenger RNA of Limanda limanda (common dab), 4086 nucleotides long. RefSeq names its product major facilitator superfamily domain-containing protein 6-A-like. The record is from RefSeq and is a predicted model, not a curated record. Gene Ontology annotation, cellular component: plasma membrane. Bases 223 to 2544 code for a protein of 773 amino acids. Gene Ontology annotation, biological process: antigen processing and presentation of exogenous peptide antigen via MHC class I. Lineage: Eukaryota; Metazoa; Chordata; Actinopteri; Pleuronectiformes; Pleuronectidae. The transcript is spliced from 7 exons.